Hemiscyllium ocellatum (epaulette shark) is the source of this 556-nucleotide messenger RNA. Its product is annotated as igLON family member 5-like. The annotation marks the transcript as partial. Lineage: Eukaryota; Metazoa; Chordata; Chondrichthyes; Orectolobiformes; Hemiscylliidae. The transcript has 4 exons. The record is from RefSeq and is a predicted model, not a curated record.
AUGGAAUUUAUCCAGAGCUCAGACAAUAUUACCGUCUCCCAGGGACAGACAGCGAUACUCAGUUGUGACAUUGACAGUAAUGUGACGCGUGUAGCGUGGUUGAACCGAUCCAGUAUUAUGUACGCGGGGAGAGACAAGUGGUCGAUGGAUCGGAGGGUGACGCUGGGAGCACACAGCCCCCUGGAGUACAGCAUCGCAAUCUCUCCUGUCGAUGUUCAUGAUGAGGGACUCUAUACCUGCUCGUACCAGACGCAAGACCAGCCGCACACCCUCCAGGUCUACCUCAUCGUACAAGUUCCCGCGCGGAUUGUGAACAUUACCUCCGAGGUGGUUGUGAACGAAGGCACCACCGUCCUCCUGUUGUGCCUGGCCAUGGGACGUCCCGAGCCAGUGGUGACGUGGAAAAGAGUCACCUCCAAACAGAGCUCGGUGAUUAAUGACGGGGAAUUCCUGGAGAUCAGUCACAUCCGACGGCAAGACGCUGGGGAUUAUGAGUGUGUCACCUCCAAUGGGCUGGCCAAGCCUGACUCCCAGCGAGCACGGGUCAUCGUCAACU